AUGAAAGUUCUAGUACUAAUUAGCAUUGCGCUGCUCCUACAAUUAAUGGAGAUGGCGUGUUUUACGAAAGAACCUCCAACGCAAACCUGCAUGAACGCGAAUCUCUAUUACGUCGGCAUGAAUCUCCAGGACUCUAAGCCUCCGUAUAAGAUAAUCAUUCACAGAGAAAAACACAACCUAUACCAAGUUUCUUUGAAGAGUUCAAAGAACUUCAAAGGUUUCAUAAUUGAGGGAUUCGAUUCAACAGAGAAUCGUGUUGGCAAGUUUACAAGUCUUGAUGAAAAUACGAAAUAUUUAUGCGGUCGCACUGCUGUAACCAACGACGCUCCCAUAGACAUCUCUCAAGCAUUCCUCACGUGGAGUCCAAAAAACUUCAUUGGAAAAGUUAUUUUUAGGUUUCGGCAUUAA
This is a messenger RNA of Helobdella robusta, 408 nucleotides long. RefSeq lists its product as hypothetical. Bases 1 to 408 code for a protein of 135 amino acids. The transcript is spliced from 3 exons. The record is from RefSeq and is a predicted model, not a curated record. NCBI's taxonomy places the organism in Eukaryota, Metazoa, Annelida, Clitellata, Rhynchobdellida, Glossiphoniidae.